Messenger RNA from Centruroides sculpturatus (bark scorpion), 1664 nucleotides. Its product is annotated as transcription factor LBX1-like. The transcript is spliced from 3 exons. The record is from RefSeq and is a predicted model, not a curated record. NCBI's taxonomy places the organism in Eukaryota, Metazoa, Arthropoda, Arachnida, Scorpiones, Buthidae. Gene Ontology annotation, molecular function: DNA binding; DNA-binding transcription factor activity, RNA polymerase II-specific. Gene Ontology annotation, biological process: regulation of DNA-templated transcription. The coding region runs from base 204 to 1034 and encodes 276 amino acids.
CCGUCUAGUUACUCUCACUGCUGUGGCUGCACCUUCAGCCGGCUGAACAUAGUAGCCUGGUGGACUAAGUGCUGACAUCUCAGAAACUACACCAUAUUUGUCAGACACAGUUUGUCACCAAAUCCUAACGACUGUGUGGCCUAGGCCUGCCAAAAGGCCAGGCCUACAUUUAUAUACGGAAUAAUUAAGUGUUAUUUUUAAUCAUGUCUUCGUCAACUGCUGAUUCGGACUGUCUCUCUCCGGACGACGUUUCGGCCAUGUCGCCUUGUCAAGUGAGUAAAGAAGAUAGAGAAAGCCUUAGUUCUAUAGAAGCGGUAGAAGAACUUUCUGAAGACGAAUAUUUUAAACCGAUAAAAAAAUUGAGAAUGGUGCCAAAUCCGGUACCGAAUCAACCUAAACCUUUGACAUCUUUUCUCAUCAAGGACAUUUUGAAUCAUAAAGCAACACAUAGGAGAACUACGAAUGUUACGGACAAGGGAAUCGUCCGGCCUUGGGAUUUGGACAACAGUACCGUUUCUGGCAGACGGCCCAGAUCGGCAGAUGAGGACUCAAGAUCUGAAAGAUCCGAAAGUGAUUCUCCCGAGAGUCCAUCCGUUUCAAACGCAAAUACCUCUCCUCUAGAUGCACUAUUUGAGAUGACAAGCAAAGCGUUCGAAGGUCUGGAGGCUAACGAGAAGAAUUCCGAAUCUUCAAGAGAUCAUCUGAAUCUCUUCAGUAAUCGACAACAGCCAAAGAAAAAGAGAAAAUCCAGGACUGCUUUUACAAAUCAUCAAAUAUUUGAACUAGAAAAGAGAUUCUUAUAUCAAAAAUACUUAUCACCAGCAGACAGAGAUGAAAUCGCUCAAUCGCUGGGUCUUACUAAUGCCCAAGUCAUAACAUGGUUUCAGAAUCGGAGAGCAAAAUUGAAGAGAGAUAUGGAAGAAUUGAAGAAAGAUGUUACAGCUGCUAAGAUUCAACCCAUUCACUCAGCUUUACUCGACAAUAUAGAAGAUCUCACUUUGUUAAAAAAGGAACUACAUAAAAAGACUAAUUGACCAUUGUGUACAUAUUUUACUUUCAAAAGACUACACUUAUUUAAAAGAUGAAUACAUCAUGUCUGGAUUUUUAUAUAAAUCCAGAAUUUAAACAAAAAUAAUAAUUAAAAAAACAAAUAAUAAUAAUAAUAAUAAUAAUUCUAGACUUUACAGGGUGAUCAGUACUUUCCCGGAUGAUUUCACAUAUCACGUGUACAUAGCCCCGAUGUACUGAGUGCCUUGCAUUUUGUGUGUAAAUACUUCGGAGUGGAAUCUGUUCAUGUUUCUCCUUGUAUAAAUUUAUUCAAAGCUUUUCCAAAAAUUUUAGAACUGUACUUAAAUAAAAAAAACACAAAAAAAAUACUAGGACCUAUAGGCUUGUAGGUAUGUUAAAAUUCUGUACAGUAUCUAGAUUCUAGAAAGCUUUUAAAUUUUAUUCUUCUCUCGAAGUCUUCAAGUGAAUCUGCACUUGUUUGUGAUUGUUCUGACAUGAGGGAAUAUGUACAUAUAUAUAUAUAAAUAAAUAUAAAUAUAUUAUAUAAAAUAAAUAUAUAUAUAUAAAACUAUAUAUAUAUAUAUAUCUGUAGGUCGACAUUCAGGCUGCUUUUCAUGCAAUAUUGCACUUUCCAGUGUUUGAAAUAAAAUAUAUAC